Messenger RNA from Eremothecium gossypii ATCC 10895, 2199 nucleotides. RefSeq names its product Emc1p (gene EMC1). Gene Ontology annotation, biological process: protein folding in endoplasmic reticulum. Gene Ontology annotation, cellular component: EMC complex. The coding region runs from base 1 to 2199 and encodes 732 amino acids. The record is from RefSeq and is marked provisional. The transcript has a single exon. NCBI's taxonomy places the organism in Eukaryota, Fungi, Ascomycota, Saccharomycetes, Saccharomycetales, Saccharomycetaceae.
AUGCGAAUCUGUAUUUUACAAGCGUUCCUGUGCGCCGCUUUAUGGAGGCAUGCGUACGCGGUGUUUGAUGAUGAAGCAUACAAAACAGAUUGGCAGGUGGUGAACGUUGGCGAUUACAGAUGUGUUGUGGAUGAUGGUCGGGGCUCCCUCGUGGUGCUAUCGGACUUGGACCACAGCUCAAUGCUAUCAUGGAUUAGUUGCAAGGAUGGAAAGGUUGAAUUUCGGCAGAAACUGGAGUUUCAGGCAGAUGAUAUGAUGGUUCUCGGAGGCGGAGGCCAGGUAGCCCUCCGUCACGCUGAGGGUGGGCUGGUGAGCUUGUUCGACACUCAGCAUGGUUUCCAGCUGGACAAUGAGGUUGAUCUGUUCAGGUCCUCAUGCACACCCGAGCUUUCUAGUCUUGAGCUGAAGACGGACGUGCUCAAGUUCCACAGUGCAAGGCCCGAGGUGGGAUCGGCUGAGAUUCCGGUGCCAAAGGGGUUUCGCGAAAUCAAGUACUUGUCCAUUAGCGACAAGGGUCAAAUAUCUGUGCUUUUUGCGUGCGAUAAAUCAGUUUAUCACUACACUGAAGCCCGUGGGGGGUCCCUGACCACCCAGUGGACUAGGGACGAGUCCCUCGCAAACAUCGUCGCGUACACCUAUCUGUCUGAGACAGAGGAUAGCGAGCUAGUCAAUAAUGAGUGGAACAUUGAAGAGUCGAUGAGUCUAGUAGGCGGUUACCUGCGGCGCCUCUGCCGUAACCUGGAGAGGCUAAAAACCUUUAUUCUCACCAACCGUAAGACCCCCGGCACCCUGCUUACCGAAUUCCUGAAAGAUGAUGAGCAGUCAAUAUUGAAAAGCGAGCGCAGAUUUGGGCUAGCACAAAAGCUACUCGCUGCGACAAAGCAUGGGGAUAUUGUUGCCUUAAAUAUGCGGACAGGCGAGCGGGACUGGACGUUUCCAACAGGUUACGAAGAUAUAGUUCUUCUCUCUGUGAGCCAGAAGACGCAAGAGUUACACGUCUUUACGAAGAAGGGUCUGAGUUUGAUCUUGGAUAUUUCCGAGAUCAAUUCUCCAACUCCAAAGCCCGGUGAAUUGGAAUUGCCCAACCAGAAGGUGAUGAGACUGGGUCAUUCUGACAACUACUAUGUGAAAACGGCAUUCGGAGAUCCGGAGCUAAUUGUGCUGGACAGUAAUUCAGAAGUGAAUGACAAGGUAAUCGUGGACCAUACUGCCAAGUCCAUCUUUGCAUUUGUGAUUAAAGACAGCAUGCCGCGUCAAAUAUGGACAGUAGACGUUGGUAAUGAUGAGGAAAUUGUCGCCUUCCAAGGUAGGGAAGAAACCUCCAUUUCUAAUGUUGGAAUUGUCUUGGGGAAUAGAACUGUUCUUUAUAAGUACCUCAAUCCCAACCUGGCAUCUUAUAUUGUGGCAAACAAGAAAGAAGAUACAAUUACGGUGAAUAUCAUUGAUACCAUCACUGGUACCAUUAUUCAUAGAGCUACCCAUGAUGAGCAUGUGAAUCUAUUACACCCAAUAAAUCUUGUCUUUGGUGAACACUGGGUCAUUUAUUCAUAUUUCAGCAACAAACCGAUCGCAGAACAAAGAAUAUCCGUGAUCGAGAUGUACGAAUCACCCGAGCCUAAUACCCGCUAUUCCAACUCCUCAGUCAUUGAAAACAGUCUAACGCAUACCGUUUCGCCCCAUUUCGUUUCGCAGUCGUUCAUCUUUUCUGACAUUAUAAAGAGCAUGCUUCUCUCAAAAACGGUUUUCGGUAUUACAACGAAGGCGAUCCUGAUGGAACUUGACAAUGGCCAGCUGACUUAUCUGCCCAAAUUCAUUCUUAAUGCACGCAGAGUUGCAGAGUCCCAAAUGUCUGCUGAUGAUCGGAAGGAAUUUAUGGCAGUGCCUUAUGUUGGCACUAUUCCGGUUCACGAUAAUUUCGUUCUUACCCAUUAUCGGGAUAUCAUCACCAGCAAGGAGAGCAAGUUAUUCUCAAUCCCCACAAAUCUGGAGUCGACUACGUUUGUCUGCAGCUUGAGUCACGAUCUAUUCUGCAACAGAGUUGCACCAUCCGGUCAAUUUGACAUACUGAGCCCUACGUUUGAAAAAGUUAAGCUUUGUGCCACCAUUGUCGCCCUCAUUGUCAUGUGCUAUAUCUUAGGGCCAAUAGUUGGUUUGAAGCAAAUUCGGUCGAACUGGCUAGUAAAGGAAUUCUCCAUUUAG